This is a messenger RNA of Prosopis cineraria, 963 nucleotides long. Its product is annotated as OVARIAN TUMOR DOMAIN-containing deubiquitinating enzyme 3-like. The transcript is spliced from 8 exons. Gene Ontology annotation, molecular function: cysteine-type deubiquitinase activity. Gene Ontology annotation, cellular component: nucleus; cytosol. The record is from RefSeq and is a predicted model, not a curated record. Lineage: Eukaryota; Viridiplantae; Streptophyta; Magnoliopsida; Fabales; Fabaceae. Gene Ontology annotation, biological process: protein deubiquitination; endoplasmic reticulum unfolded protein response. The coding region runs from base 153 to 851 and encodes 232 amino acids.
GUUUCCCUGAAUCUUUUUAUUCACAAGUGGCCUUCAAAAUUCGUAAUCAGGGAGUCCUCAGUUCGCACUCUCGUUACCUGCCCAUUUUUCUCCCCGUCACCCUCUUUAGUCUUUCCUUUGGCUGUUGCUUGCGUAGCUGUUGUCUCGUCCUUAUGCAAAGUCUCUUCAUGGCCGACAAGCUUUCGAAUGAGGCUAUUCUUGAGCAGCUGAGAAAUGGGACUGCUAAAUUUGAGCUUGUUUCUUUUCCACUUCCUUCAAUUUCAGCCAUUGCUCCUGGCUGGAAGACAAGUUUCUUUGCAGACAAUAGUAGUCGGUUCUUUGCAAGGAUUGGCUCAUCGCUUGGUGGACUAUCACCUGCUAUGAAGAAGGUUGAUCGUUUCUCAGUCGUGAAGGUUACUGGGGAUGGACGGUGUCUAUUUCGUGCACUGGUCAAAGGAAUGGCUUGCAACAAGGGAAUUGCUCUUAGCCCACGUGAGGAGAGAGAAAAUGCAGAUGAAUUAAGACUGGCUGUGAGAGAAGUUAUCUGUGAAAAUAAAGGAGAACGCAAUUUAUAUGAAGAUGCCCUGGUUGCCAUUACAGUUGAUGAGUCUCUAAAGCGUUACUGCCAACGCAUUUUGCGGCCUGAUUUCUGGGGAGGAGAAUCAGAGCUUCUGGUUCUCUCAAAGCUGUGUGAGCAGCCAAUUAUUGUUUACAUACCAGAGCAUGAGCAUAGAGGGAGUGGAUUGGGAUCUGGUUUCAUUCCCAUUGCAGAGUAUGGGAGCGAGUUUAAGAAGAAAUCAAGGAACUCGAAACCAAAGAAAGUUGUGAGGCUCUUAUACAGUGGUAAGAACCACUAUGAUCUCCUCUGUUAAGGAAUGGGUGCAUGAGUCAGAUUUUAUUUUGAACUAUUUCUUUUCUAAUAUUGUAACGUAGGAUUUCAAAUGGCUUCGACCUUAACAGUAAUAGAAACACUUUGAAUUGUCA